Messenger RNA from Triticum dicoccoides, 1332 nucleotides. Its product is annotated as peroxidase 12-like. Gene Ontology annotation, biological process: hydrogen peroxide catabolic process; response to oxidative stress. Gene Ontology annotation, molecular function: peroxidase activity; heme binding. Lineage: Eukaryota; Viridiplantae; Streptophyta; Magnoliopsida; Poales; Poaceae. Bases 69 to 1112 code for a protein of 347 amino acids. The transcript has 2 exons. The record is from RefSeq and is a predicted model, not a curated record.
UAUCUUGUGCAAGCCACACGACCUUCAUAUAUACGAAGGUGCAACAGCCACAGUGCUAGCAGCUAGCAAUGGCGUCUAGAGCAGCAGCGGCCGCCGUGGUCGUCCUGGCCUUGGUGUGUGCCGCGCAGCCGUCCCUCUCGGCGGCCACUGCCGCCGGGGGUCUGUCCCCUGACUUCCACGCGACGACGUGCCCGUCCCUGCAGCAAAUCGUGGCGUUCCACGUGGGGGAGGCCUUCAAGAACGACUCCGGCGUGGCGCCGGCCCUCAUCCGCAUCCUCUUCCACGACUGCUUCCCGCAGGGCUGCGACGCGUCGGUGCUCAUCGAGGGCCCCGGCACCGAGCAGGACGAGAUCCCCAACAAGACGCUCCGCAGAGUGGCGCUGGACCUCAUCGACCGCAUCCGUAUGCGCGUGCACAGCGCCUGUAGCCGCACGGUCUCGUGCGCCGACAUCACCGUGCUCGCCACCCGCGAGUCGCUCGUCCUGGCCGGCGGGCCCCGCUUCGACGUCGCCCUCGGCCGGCGCGACUCCUUCUUCCCGGCGUCCAAGGACCAGGUCGGCCUGCUGCCGGCGCCCUUCCACCCGGUGGACACCCUCAUCAAGUCCUUCGGCGACCGCGGCCUGAACGUGGCGGACCUGGUGUCCCUCUCCGGCGCGCACACCUUCGGGGUCGCCCACUGCGGGGCCUUCAGGGACCGGUUCAAGCCGGUGUUCGACACGAGCCCAGCCAUCGACCCCAAGUUCGCCACGGAGCUGCGGAACAAGUGCGCCAAGGACAUCCCCGAAGGCACCCUGAAGCAGAACCUCGACGUGCGCACGCCGAACAUCUUCGACAACAAGUACUACUUCGACCUGAUCGCGAGACAGGGCCUGUUCAAGUCGGACCAGGGCCUCUUCGACCACCCCACCACCAAGCGCAUGUCCAUUCGCUUCUCACUCAACCAGGACGCCUUCUUCGAGCAGUUCGCCAAGUCCAUGGCCAAGAUGGUCAACAUGGACCUGCUCACGGGCGACAAGGGCGAGAUCCGGGCCAGAUGCGCCGUCCGCGGCACUCCCCCACGCAUCGAGGCCGCCGCCGCCGGCAACGACGAGGGGAUCGCCGCCGACAUGUAAGAGUUGUUCCAUGUAAUUUAGAGUUCGUGAGUGAACUAUGUGACACACGCACGGUGGUCAAGUACGUAGAUGUGUUUGUGUGAGUGUGAUGUGCUAUCUAGUCAAUAAGAUGAGUGGUCAAUCCGUAUGCUUCCUAGCAUAGGAUCGAUCGAGGUAGGUUCUUUUUGGACACCGGUUUAAGAUCUUCAGCAACAUCGUAGUCUCUUUUAGAUUUCCAACA